CAAAGAAAGUGGAAGCCGUCGAGCAAUUUCAAUACUAAAAGUCGUUGAUAAUUUUAAAAAAUGACAUGGACUAUAUACUGCGACCCAAGUGUCAAAUCUGGAACCAAAUAUGGACUAUAGCGAGGCUCUACUGUAUAAGUCAGACUUUAAGGGGCAGUUUUAAAAUUGCUUAAAGAUUUAUCUCAGAAAUUAAGGGUGCAUCUUCAAAUUUUUGUAUCCACCUUUCAAAAUGAUCGUCAUAUGAUCAUUUAAAAAUGGCGGUUCUAUAGAUAGAUUCUUUUUUGUUUCUUGAGUACACUCACGUGAGAUCAGCAUCAAGAAAGGUAGAAGCUAGUAAAACAUUUUCACCCAAUAUCUCUCACGAGAAGCCCCCUCAAGUUCCUUGGAAUGAAGCGAAAUGUAACGACUCGCCAUGACUUUGGACUCUCCGUUCUGCGAUCUCUCAGUCAAUUGCCAUUAGCAGUAGCUAUUUUUAGCCAGACUGAGACGCACUUGACACCCAGGAAAUUGAAAUUGUGUCCCAUAGGCAGUCGAAUAGAAACCCUUUGCAAAUUCUCUGAACAUGCAUUCUCUUCCAUGAUCUCGACUGAUAAGGAACUAAAUAAUUUUUGUGUCCCAAAGAUUGAAAAGUGUUUAAACCGAGAUUUCCCUGUCACUCACCAUCGCCCCAGACAUUCAAUUAAUAUUAGUGAAAAACAAACAAUUGUGCAUCAAGUGCGAUAAAAUCAGAAAUUUGCAGUAUCGCGCAAUUUAUUAUGCAAUUUUGUUGUUUACGAUGUUUCUGUAAUGAGGGAAAAUUGUGUUUUCUUGCUCUGUUUUUAUUUUUGACUCUAAAGAAUUUUCAAUGAACAUUUAAUUAGUGAUGCUUCCGGGGAGAAAAUAAUGUGUUUCUGUUUUUGGAAAAAGUUCGUGAUUUGUGGCCACUAAAUCUCCAAAAAUGUAUAAUCAAAAGAGUCGUGGACAAUAUUUGGUGCGCAAAAAUGUAGCUUGGUUAUAAAGAUUUACAGCUAAAUCAACAACUAAUUCUGGAAUUACGUUUUCUAACACGCUAUUUUUAGACCUUUUGUGGUUUUAUAGUCAGUUUCAUGGAAUAGAUCGCUUUUUCAGAGAUAGACAAGCCACUGGCCACGGAGGUGCCAGGCAAUGUGAGACUAGUGGAGAGGGUUCGGGGGAAUAAUUAAGGCGCUAAAUACUGAGUCACUCUAUUACUUAUUCUUAAAGUUUUCUGGGUUGUUGUUUAUUUAAUUUAGUAACAAAAAAAAUGAAAGAGAAAUUGUGGUGAAAAAUAAAAACGGGAAGAAUUCACAAAGAAUCUAUCUGCGAGAUUUUAAAGUUAGAAGAUGAGUGGACUCGUUGAGCAGUCACCGAGCAUUUCCAUGUCCAUUAAAGCCACAACAUCUCCAGCACCUGCCACAGCAGCUUCCGCCCCAGAGUCCCAAAUGGCGGCGGAGGCUCAUGAAUCACCUCCGAAACUCAACAAUAUGAAUGUAGUCAUUACUAGUCUCAUUGCCGGAGCUAUAGCAGGGGCCCUGGCCAAGACAGCCAUCGCACCACUCGACCGCGCCAAAAUCAACUUCCAAAUCAACAAAGAAACUCCCUACACGUUUCGCGGUGCUACUCUUUUCCUGAAGCGUGCCUUCGAGAAGGAGGGAUUCCUGUCGUUGUGGCGUGGUAAUUCCGCCACAAUGGCACGAAUCAUUCCCUACGCAGCUAUUCAAUUCACCGCCCACGAGCAGUACAAGAAAUUGCUGAAGGUGGAUCAAGAUAAAAGUACAAACAUCCGGAGAUUUGUGGCGGGAUCUCUAGCAGGAAUCACAUCGCAGUCGAUGACGUAUCCACUGGAUUUGGCUCGUGCUCGGAUGGCCGUCACGGACAAAUAUACGGGCUAUCGGACACUCAGGCAGGUCUUUGUGACCAUUUGCCGGGAUGAGGGUCCGAGGACGCUGUUUAGGGGCUACUGGCCGACUGUUCUGGGCGUUAUUCCCUACGCGGGAAUGUCGUUCUUCACGUAUGAGACGCUAAAGCGAGAGUAUACGGCAGUUACGGGAGAAAAGAAGCCCAAUACGCUGUUUUCGUUGAUGUUUGGGGCAGCAGCGGGAGUUAUUGGGCAGACAAGCAGCUACCCUCUGGAUAUUGUGAGGCGAAGAAUGCAAACUAUUGGUAUCAAUGGUAGAACUGAUCAGUACUCAACGAUUAUUUCGACUCUCCAGAAGAUUUACAGAGAGGAGGGAAUCAAGAAUGGCUUCUUCAAAGGUCUCAGCAUGAAUUGGAUUAAAGGGCCCAUCGCUGUAGGAAUUAGUUUCUCCACGUAUGAUUUUAUUAAGGAAGUAUUGAGAGAAAUAGUCGGAUUGCAAACUGACGCCAAAGAAUAAUUAAAGAAAAAAAAAAUGUGAAUCAUUUCAAAAUUUAGUGGGAAAAAUUGUUAAAAAUUAUUUUUUUACCCAGUGAUUGUAAAAAAAAAAUAGCAGAAAGUACGAAUAAAUGUGAUCAGAGCAAAGCCCUAUAGAAAAAAAUGAAAGAAAAGAAAACGAUAGUCAUGAAUGGAAAAUCACUCACAAGAUAUUCUAGUUGUUAGUCCUUUUUUUUUUUUGUAAUUUACUGAAGUGAUUUCUGUACUCGAGGAAUGCAAUGUCUUUUUUUUAGUUUUGUUGUUAAACUCUCAAACGCUCAAUUGUCAGUCUGGUUUAUUUUGUAAGUUAUGCUUAGUGCACAUAUAUUAGGCUAAUUAUGAUAUUGCAUCUUUUUUUUUAAAUGGAUGAGAAAAUUGUGGCGAAAUAAAGCUUUUUCAUUUUACAACCUUCCACCUUUUCCUGAUCGGGAGACUAAUGCCUAUAAUGUGACAAUAAAUUUGUACGGUGCCAUGGGUCAAUUUAAUAUGUAUACUUACUAUGAGAGUGUAUUAAAGAGAUCUGAAUGAUUUUUCCAUUUUAAA
Molecule: messenger RNA, 2932 nt
Organism: Phlebotomus papatasi
Lineage: Eukaryota; Metazoa; Arthropoda; Insecta; Diptera; Psychodidae
Gene: DPCoAC
Product: mitochondrial coenzyme A transporter SLC25A42
Exons: 5
Coding region: 1341-2372 (343 amino acids)
Biological process (GO): transmembrane transport
Cellular component (GO): mitochondrial inner membrane
Source: RefSeq, a predicted model, not a curated record